This is a messenger RNA of Pocillopora meandrina, 6408 nucleotides long. Lineage: Eukaryota; Metazoa; Cnidaria; Anthozoa; Scleractinia; Pocilloporidae. The record is from the annotation of a GenBank genome assembly.
AUGGUGGACAAAAAUGGACGAAAUUUUCGAACAUUUUAUUAUGAUACUUUAGGCCUAAAAAACGUCGAGCAAAGGAAAGCGUUGGAGAUACUGCUGAAAGAUAACCCAAUAGGUAUUAAAAUAGUCACAGGGGUGAUUUUUAUGCUCCAAAGUUCUAGAAACUAAGUCCAGAAAUACCCAAACUUUUUCUUUAGAUUUACAACGCAUUUCAACAUUUAGCACUCGGUUUACCUUGCCUGCAGUUUACAGAACCCAUGUCUGGAAAGUGAUUUUAGGUAAGAAUGCCUUUCGAUAAAUUUCUGAUCAUUGCAAGUAGCCUGAAGGAAAUUAUUUACAUCGAUACUGAGCGGUAGAAAGUUUCGCUCGGAAGUUUGCAUUGAUCAGUUUAGUUAAUUUUGAAGAUCAGCUGCUCUGGUCGAGAAUAACAUAACUGAGAUACAUCUCGCGCCUGGAUUUGUCAAAAUAUAUCAUUUAUAAUACUUUCAAAGCCAAAUUUAUUUUAUAGAGGCAAUAGACUGCUCAUUCUAUCGGUUAAUAACCCCUUGGAGUGGUGGGGAAACGUCCAGAAGUUUGUAAAUGACUCGCGUUCGGCUUGUUCGUAUACUUUUUUGCGGGUUUCUUUCAAAAUCUUGCAUUGGUUACUACAUCACGAAAACAAUGAAAAAAAAUGCAAACUAUUGUUGGAAUAAAGCGUUCCUCUGGGACUCCAUGAGAUUUGUACAUAGAAAACCUCAUUAAAUGUACUACAGUUUCAAAAGAGUGAACUGGAUACAAAUGCUAACUACCUCUAAAAGUACUCCAGUCCUGAGAACAAGGGCAAUACCUUAUAACACAACCUGGAAUUGAAAACCAUAAAAAUCAUACCUUAAAUUUAUAACAAAAUGUCCCCUGCACAGCGAAUUAUGAUCUAAUUUUCUGAGUAAAAGUAAAGCUUUGGGAGCCACUGAUGAAGUAGACAAACAGAUAAAAAUUCUCAUAGCCUUUCUUUUUUUUUUUUUUUUUUUUCUUUUUUCAUGGAAAACAGGUAUCAUUCCCCCUUACCACGAUGCCCAGCAGUUUGUAAUGCAACAGCGACGUGAACAUUUUCAUGACCUUCAGCAUGCUUUGAGAGUUAUAAGGAAAAUUUCAGAUGGAGAUGAAUUGCCUUAUCAAAUGUCAAUGGUCUUUUUGUUGGAUGAAGGAGCUUUUCGAUUUGUAAAAGUACCAAAGGUAAAAUAUAAUAGAAAUUUAAUUAUUUCAUAAUUUUGAAAUGCUGAGUUGAGCAACAGAGCAGUGGCUUUCAUGUAGUUUAAGGACUCUUGCUUUGCUUACUUGAUCCACAAUCUGUAGUGUAAAUACACCCUUAAGAUACAUUGUUUAAUCCAUUAGCUUGUAAAAGUGACCAGCAUAUAAUUUCUCCUUAUGAUCUCACCCCUGAAUCACACAUUUGAGUCAUGAGAAUAAAGGAAAUGAUCACCAAUUAAAAAAGCUCUUGAUUAUUUAACAACUUCUUCUUAUCAGCACCUUAGGAAAUUUAUAGAGGACAGUAUAGAGAAUAUGCAUAUUGAUGUUAGGAUGUAACCCUAAGCAAGUUACAGCUGUUUUGCCAUAUAGCCUUAACCCUUUAACUCCCAUGAGUGACCAAGACAAAAUUUCUCCUUACAAUAUCAAUACAAUAUCAACCAGAUAAGUAAUAAGAAUAAAGAAAAAUAUUGAUUUGGGGAUAAUAAGUUGAUCCAAUACUAAAUUCUCUGAACUAAAAUAAUAGGAAAUGUAUGAAUGACAGUAAGGAGAAUGACAAAUUUGAACUGGGAGUUAAAGGGUUAAACAUUCAACUCCCAGAAGUGAAUGACUUGUAACUCAACCUUGUAAUUCCAAUAAGUUAUCUUGUAAACAGGUUAUGAGAACAGUCAAGUUUUAAAGGAUAUUACAUGGGUGUGCAGAUAUUUCAAAUAUUUCAACACUGGAAGAGAAAUUUAAUAUCUUGGCAUGGCCAUGUAAUAUUUUAUUUAUUAUACAAACACCAACAACAUAACUGAUGAUUUUACUUUUGUAUGUAACUAUAGCAACAGUGAUCUUUUAAGGUGUGGAUAUAACAUGUUAUCUUUAUCUUUGAAGAGAUCAUGUUUUCACACAAAAGCUCACUUGGUAUUUCAUUGCUGCCUAUAUAAUAAAAUUGCUUAUCAGCUGAAGAGUGUUAUUUUGAAAAAAUACCAAAUUCUUUGUCUAAUUUACAAGGUUAAAUUAAAGGUAAACUAUGGCAGGAAAUAGGGAGGAUUACUAAUUGGAUCUUGGGAGAUUAAGGGUGAAGGAUGUACCAAGAAGUGUGGCUUAUUUGUUGGGCAAGAAUCCUAAAACUCCUGCAUUUGAAGUGGGGGAUUUCACUGGAAACAGUUCUCUCUACCUACAGUUUGGAAAUUGAUGAAAACACACAACUUAAUAGCUUUAUUUUGUACCCCAUUAGGAUCUUGAAAGGAAAGCAGAAGUAAUGAGAUCUGUAGUGCAGGUGUUUAGCGAAAUGUUUGAAGACGAAGUUGAUCUUUACUGGUUGUCGGCAAACUUCAUGAAGUGUCUGGACCAGUCAGGACUACAGCUAGAGAAACUGGUAACACAGAAUCUUGUUGUGGCAUACCGUUUUAAGAAACUAUACUAAAAAGCCAAGCAAGUGUUUUCAGUUUUUAACAUUUUUUAAGAUGCAUGAUGGUUUGAAUUGUACCCAAUCUUUCUUUGUACAUUUAUUGGUUUGAUUUUUUCUUGGUUUAAAAUAUUUGAAACCAGUUUGAUGAUGAGUUGCAGUAAGUUGUUUUCGAUGAUAUUAAAAAAAACAACAACAACAACAAUGCUGUGAUGCACAUUAGCCUACUUUAAUGAGUUUUCUAGUUGUGUAGCAUGUUUGUAGAAUUUGGUCAUGAGUUAUGAAUUAUUAUUAGUUGUUACUUUAAGUCAAAUAAUUUAACACAAUUUUUUUUCAAAAAUCAGUAUUAUUAUAAUUGCACAGUAGGACCUUUGCAACCAACACUUUUGUAGGAAUCUCAAAAGAUUUUUUGUGCACCAAAAUCUCCUGUUUUUAUUGUUUUUUUAUUUGAAAAUUGGUGUUAGCCUGUUGUUAAUAUGCUUGUUUAAGCUACAGUUUUUUCUUAUUUGAAAUUAGGGCUGUAAUCUUCUUUAUUAUUAAUUAUUGAUAUUAUUGUGUUUCAAGGCAAACCUGAUUCAGUAUUACCUUCAAGCUGAAGAUGUCCAUCUUCAUAAACACUUAUUAAAUAUUGACGCAUUUAAUGUCUUACCACAUAAGAGGUAAAUAAAAUAUUUGAGCUAUUAAUUUCUCAAUCUCAGUAAAAACAACUCUCUCAACCCUAUUCCUUCUUUAAUUUUAAAAACCAAAUUUUACUUCAUUACACUGGUCAGAUUGGUUUAAUUUCUGGUUUUCAAGCCCUUUUUUUUUCUUAUCCCUUAAAAUCCCAGAAGUGAUUGAUAUGUAACUUCUCCUUAUUAUAUCCAUGCACUAUCCAGCAGACAGGUAAUGAGAAUACUCAAACUUAUCAGGUAGAAGUUGUUAUCUUGAUCUAACACCAAAUUCUUGGAACCAGUUUUAAAGGAAAUGAGUAGCAGCAAGAGGGGAGAAUUAACAAUCAGAUCUUGAGAGUGAAAGGGUUAAAAAAUCUCUUUUAGAGUUGUAAAUGGCUUUGGUGUGAAAACUUAUAUUCAUUUGGUUAAACUGUUUCUUGUAAAUGUUUUCUUAUGUUUUGUACUUUUUAUUUUCAUGAGGUGGUUUGAAAGUGGCUUUGCUGAGGAUAUUCCAGAUUCAUGCAUGGAAAGGUUAUCGAAUACUUUUGUCUCUUGAUCAUUUUGAGUACAGAUUUUAUAACUGCAAUCAUUGCCUCUAUAUUACCUCCACUUCAUUAGUUAGAGUUACCUCAGUCAGUUCCAACUGGAGUAAAAUGUAUCAUAACUCUUGGUAGAGCUUGCUGAAGAUAAGUAUUCAUGGCUAUUGGAAAUUAUUUAAAGGGUAUUUCAAUGCUGACUGACACAAAAUUGCAAGAGAUGUGAGGGAUUUGUAAGCGUCAACUGAGAGUUUUCACCGUUUUCUAUGUAAUCACCCACUAACUACCAGUCCACAGGACACUUUUAAGACAAAAUAAGAGCAUGUAAGGGCAUAAAAAAACCGAGUUUUAAGUUUUUGAAAUUUUUCUUCUAUCAAAAUUGAUUUGUUCAUACCAUAAGCAAAAUACUUAUGCAAAAAAAAUUUCAUGUCACGGGCACUUUAAGUACUAAGCUUAUUCCUGUAAGCAGUGUUUGGUGUUUUAUACCUCCUGACAGUAGUCAUAGACACUAAGAAGUGACAUCAUCAUGAUUAUGAUAGUUUUUAAGCUCGCAUAAUACUUUUUUUCAAUUAUUUUGGGACUUAAGGCUUGGCUUUUGUUUUAGCCUUGUUUGUCAUCAUCUUGGUUGAUAACAUAAACCUUAGCCCAGGUGAUUCUCACCACCAUGCCAAAGCUAAUUUAAAAACCUUUAAUUGUAAAUUGUUACACAUGUCCAGACUCUUAACACUUUCACUCCUAAGAGUGUCUAGCAUCUAACUUCUCCUUACAAUAUCACACCUGAAUCACACAUGUAGUUCAAGGAGAAUAGAGAAAAUGAUCACCAACAAAGGAAGUUUUGAAUUCUUAAACAAAUUCUCUUGGUCAGAACCUUAGGAAAUUUACAGAGCAUACUGGUGUUAGGGUGUAUAGGGUUAAGGAAACUUGACAGCUUUAGGCUGGGGCUUAUAGGGGUACAUUGUAAGUAGUUGAAUUGAGUUUGUAUGUUUUUUUUAAUGUGUUUAGUUUUUUCUUCUGUAGGAUAUGGGACAAAGUUGUGAGUGGAUCCAGUAAGAUUCUUGUUUUUGUGGCUGUCAGCCUUCUGGUGUUCUUUAGACGUCAACUCCUUAUGGAAAAAUCUAUUCAGGGUGUUGAGAGGUUCUUUUGCAAGGUAAGAUAUAUCAAAUACACUGUACUUCACUAGUCACACACCAUAGUGAAAUCCUUGUCAUGGCAGUUUUGGAUUACCAUACUAUUUAACCUUUUGACUGCUAAGAGUGACCAGCAUAUUAUUUCUCCCUACAAUAUCAUCCUCAAAUCACACAUCAAAGUCAUGAGAAUAAGGGAAAUGGUCACCAACUAAAGAGGCUCUUGAUUGUUAAGGAAAUUCUUUUUGUCAGCACCUUAGGAAAUGUAUAGAAAACAGUAUAGAGAAUGUGCAUACUGAUGUUAGGGUGUGAAGGGUUAAACUCAUAAAUAAAAUUUCUUAUUUUGUCUAAUUACCAGUACUUUUAUUUACACGUUUUCAUGGUGCUUGUGUACAGCCUGUCCCAAAAGACAACUUUGAGAUGAUUGUUAAUGAAGCAAUGGAACUGUGGGACAAACACGGUGCUACUGUCAUUUCUGAGGUACCAACCAUGCACUGAGUCUGGCCGAUAAUCAUGACAGGAUGUGAGCUUUGUGUCUACAAGGAAGUCAAACUUGAGACAUUUGUGUAACCUUCAGUCAGCCAUUUAGGCCAUUCCCGUGGCUUCUAUUGUAAAAAGCUCAGGGAGAUGACAGCCUGGCUAAUAACCAAUAUCUAAUAACUAAUGCUGUCAUCACUGUGGGAUUUUGGGCUUGGAUGUUAGAUCAAGAGAGAUGGUAAUUUUCUCUCCCAUGGGGGACACGAGUGUGGUUUAAAAGCCUGGAUGUGGUGACCACACGAUUGCCAAGAAAUGAACAAACAGAGUAAAAAAUCAGGCAACCAUUGUAUGAAAAACAUAACAUUGAGUUGAAGCUAUCCUUAGACUCAUAAAAUGUGUGAAAGACAAGUUUCAUUAUGAGAAAAACUGCUAAUUAGCGAAGCAAUGGGAUGGACGAAUUCUCAAAACUAUUUCAAACCGAUACAAUAAUUUUCUCGAAUUCUCCCGACCCCCGUGUGUAGAUCAGGUUAUGGAAAAAAAAAAGGUGCUCGACUUCAGUUUAGCACAUAUUUAACCAUAUUUACUGGAUAACGGGAGUAAAGGUAACAGACGGUUCCUUACGGAAAAGUUUUAAUUUUCGAUUAGCGUAGUAAAUCAUGCGCAUUUAGCUACAUUUCAUGGAAGAGACGGCUUUGGGCAGGGGGUCUAUCGGGAGGUUGGAGUUACUGGGGGUAAAAGAUUUCUCUAGAAUUGAAGGAGUACUGUAAGAAACCAAUUUUAGUUCGAGUUACCGCGUAGUUCGAGCUAGCCAUGACCAGAAUAUAAUGGGAGCCAUGGCUUGAAUUUAUCGGGAGUUAUUUACUCGACCACAUUUUUCGGUUUUUGUCUGCUGGACAAAUGACGUAUAGAAUAGAAGUUUCCCUGCAUUGUUCAAAACAAGGAAAACUCCUUCGAAAAUUGUUUUAAUUAUGUCACCACGAAGACUAUAUUUCAACAUGAAUAAGAGC